AUAGUAACUUGAGCAUUAAAAUUGACAGUACUUAAAAGUUAGCUGCCUACGAACGAAUGCAUAUCAUCAUGACACAUGAUUCAGCAUGGAUGUGUCACGUUAAACUAAAGUAACUGCUUAUAUAGACCUUAACAACGCAACAACAACGGCCUGUCAAUAUUAAGAUUCAACCUCUCAUUAGUCACCCUUUAGUUAAGCUAAACUAAGGUCGCACUUCCUUCCUUCUUCAACUUGUACGUGCAUAUGCGUCUUCAAGCAACCCUAGUUCUAAAUAUCUAAUCGUGUAGUGUUGUCAGUUAGUUUUUUAACACGUUGGAGGAGGAAACUGUUGUCAGACUCCUCGAAGGAUCAACUUUCAGUUUCAAACGUCGUCUACAUUACCAUUUGCUCUCUUCAUCUGUUGUAGAUUUGUCACUAUUUGUGGGGGUAAACCUAAGACAGAAGUGAAGGGAUUUCACAUUUUUCAUCCUUUUACGCUCACGUGAAAAAGUGCGUGAAAAUGGAGUGCAAAGCAAUGUGCGGAAAUAAACUGGGCUCAGACCUGAGUGAAAUCUUGGAAAAGCGACAGGCUCGAAGUGAGCUAUCUGAAGAACAAGCGGAAAGCAUUCUACAGCAAACGCAAGACACGAUUGAUCACUCGAGAAUGCUCUCGAGGAAGGAAGUCAAGGAGUACAAAAAGCUAUUCUCGAGAUUUGACCACGAUUUAGAUGGCUUUUUGGACAUCGAAGACAUGAAAAGAAUGAUGGAAGACCUCGGUGCCCCUCAAACUCAUUUGGCUUUGAAGAAGAUGAUAAAAGAAGUAGACACAGAUAAUGACGACAAAAUUAGUUUUAAUGAAUUUCUCCUCAUCUAUCACAAAGCCAAGGCGGGUCAGCUAGAGGUUGACGGCGGACUUCAUGCUUUGGCGAAGAUAACAGAGGUGGAUAUCACUGAAGUGGGGGUUGUUGGAGCCAAAGGCUUCUUUGAAUCAAAGAUUGAACAAUUAAAAGCACAAAACAAAUUCGAACAGGAAGUAAAAAAUGAACAAGAAGAAAAGCGCAAGGCUGAAUCGGAAAAGAAACAAAAGCGUAUGGAAUUUGCACAAAAGUAUGCAUUUUUCGAACAAGUUACACUUACUCCAGGGCCCGCACAAUAAUUUCAUGCAAUGUGUAAAUUAUAUAGUCAGUCAGGCACCGUAGUUCAACUCUCAUUAUUAUUGCUUCAAACUAUUUACUGUCGAUUUUUAAAAAUUGUAUAUUUCAAUUAUGGUUCCAUAUGGGAUCAUUUUAUAUGAUUAAUUUUACGAGGCAAUAGAAUAAUAUUUCUUGGAUGUCUAAUCUCAAAAGCGUAUGCAAAUAAUUUUAUAAUACGUAUUUUACUAUUGUGUAGUCUAACAUUCUCUGAAGUGCAAUAAAAAACUUCAUUUUUAUCCAA
Molecule: messenger RNA, 1413 nt
Organism: Folsomia candida
Lineage: Eukaryota; Metazoa; Arthropoda; Collembola; Entomobryomorpha; Isotomidae
Product: EF-hand domain-containing protein D2 homolog
Exons: 6
Coding region: 500-1135 (211 amino acids)
Molecular function (GO): calcium ion binding
Source: RefSeq, a predicted model, not a curated record